GGCACCAUUCCACUGACCGCUGGACUUCAUGACCUUUUAGACAAAGCACAUCGACUGGUUGAGAUUGUAUCACCAGUUUGGGAUCUAUACUCUACCAAGAAUGCGUUUCAACUUCCUCAAGACAAGCAGGGUGAGAUUUUAUUUCAUCGACUGAUGCUUCUCAGGUCUCAGUCAGUCAAUUUAAGGGUGGUCAGUGGACCUUCUAAUUCCUCAGAGCUCAAGGUUCUCAUGCAGCAUGGUGCAGAUGUGCAUUACCUGAACAUGAAGGCCCUCAAUAAAGGUCAGCUCAACUCUUCUUUUUGGGUAGUGGACAGAAAGCACAUAUACAUGGGAAGUGCUGGCAUGGACUGGAGAUCAUUUUCAACGAUGAAGGAGUUUGGAAUAAUCAUUUAUGACUGCAGCUGUCUGGCAAUGGACCUGAACAAGAUAUUCAGCCUCUACUGGCAACUGCAAUAUAAAGAGUUUGUGCCAUCUAUAUGGUCCAAGAAACUGACUGCAUUAUAUAACAAAGACAAGAGUCUUCAACUAUAUCUUAAUGACAUUGAAGCAAAAGCCUACAUUUCUAGUUCUCCGGAUGUUUUCUGCCCUAAAGACCGCAUGAAGGACAUUGAAGCCAUUUACAGAGUAAUUCAAGAUGCCAAUACAUUCAUCUACAUCUCUGUAACCAACUAUUUACCAGUACUUAACAGCGGUCAACCCAUGUACUGGUCACGAAUUGACAACAUGCUUCGGGAAGCCUUGAUCCUGAAAACACACAUCAAAGUGCGCUUGUUACUGAGCUGCUGGGAGCAGACAGACCCUCUGUCCUUUAACUUUGUAUUGUCUCUGAAAACUCUGUGCAUGGAAUCGAUGAAUUGUUCGCUAGAGGCGAAGUUCUUCAGAGGAAUCAAUCACAACAAAUACAUGGUGACAGAUAACUCUGUGUAUCUAGGGAAUUUUAACUGGGUGGGCAAUGAGUUUUUCUUCAACGCUGGUGUUGGUAUGGUGAUAAGUCAGCAGGUGAACGAGAAGAACUCCUCUGUAGUGGAGAAGAUGAAAGCUGUGUUUGAACGAGAUUGGAAUUCUCAGUACAGUAAAACUCUUCAACCAGACAACAUCCCAGAAUGCAGCGCAACUAGAGUAAAAGACGACACAGACACAACACAGACACAACUCUUCUCCAAAACUCCAUUGCUUGGAAAUGACACAUAAAUCCUAUCACUUGCCAUAUUUUUUGUCAUCACUUAUUAUUUUAUCAAGAGAUUGCUGUUAC
Molecule: messenger RNA, 1252 nt
Organism: Paramisgurnus dabryanus
Lineage: Eukaryota; Metazoa; Chordata; Actinopteri; Cypriniformes; Cobitidae
Product: inactive phospholipase D5
Molecular function (GO): catalytic activity
Source: RefSeq, a predicted model, not a curated record